Molecule: messenger RNA, 797 nt
Organism: Erigeron canadensis
Lineage: Eukaryota; Viridiplantae; Streptophyta; Magnoliopsida; Asterales; Asteraceae
Exons: 2
Coding region: 258-689 (143 amino acids)
Source: RefSeq, a predicted model, not a curated record
GCAUGCCAUUAGUGGAAUAACAAUGAGACAGGUCGAUCACAACUAAAUAUAUGUUAGUUUCUUUGUGUACACUAUUCGACCACAUACAUGCAUAAGGUAGAGUGGGUUUCAAGUCAUUACCCAUAACUAUCCUUUUUAUAUUUUCCUUUGCAGCCUCACCAAUCUCAUUGCUUCACACCUUCUCAUUUUAUAAGAUCUUCCCAAACACAAAUAGAUAUUAUAUCAACUUAUUAUUAUUCUUAUUUCAUAACUAAGAUAUGAUUUCCAUAAUCAAUUUUCAUAUUUUCUCUAUUAUCAUCUCGAGCCAUGGAACGACAAGAUUGGGCCAUAAUAGAAAAACAAAGGAGUACUUGAAGAGGAAGUUUAGAAAACAAAAGAAGGCGGCUCUAGCUCGUUGUGCUAAGGCAGUUAUAGGGCGGAAGAGGCCUCGGAAGCCGCCUUGUAGGAUGGCGUUGGACGAUUUCCGGUUGGAAGAAUUGGAUGGUUGCAUGGAAGAAGUUGAGAAGGUGUUGGGAGAAAUGUGUAAUAGAGGUGAGUUUGGAUUUGGGAGCUUUUGGAGAGAAGAUGAUAAUUAUUUGGAGGAUGAUUUUAGAAUAUGUUUUGUAAAUCAACAACUUGGAUAUUAUGAUGAUGAUGGAAAUUAUCAUUUAGUUCCAGUAUUUGGUCCUCUUACUAUGCGAAUAGUUUAGAUUUAGUUGAUCAUAUAUUUAUUUUAUUAUUAUAAACUAUAUAUUUGUUGUAAUUUGAACUGUGAUUUUUUGCUUCACAUCUAAGUUAAAUACACAUGUGAAGUUUUA